AUGGAUAAAGAUAAUUCCAGACAACUUUUUACUUGGCAUGCUUUCUCUCAACCUCAUCCUGCCAGUGGAUAUGAAGAUCUUGUUGACGACUUCUUAGGUGUGUGUGGAGGCUUACCCCUCUCUCUUCAAGUUCUGGGAAGGCAUGUCCAUGGUCGAGAUGAAAACUAUUGGAGGUUAGAGCUUGAAAAACUUGGUGGGACAAUGCAUGGAGAUAUAAAAAAAAGCCUUAAAAUAAGCUUUGAACACAGAGGAAAAUCAAAUUUUCAUGGACAUGGCAUGCUUAUUAUUGACCAACGAAAGUAUAUAGCCAUAAGAGUGUGGAAGGCAUCGGGAUGGAGUGCUGAAAAUGGAUUGCAAGUACUAAAGGACAAGUGUCUUGUUGAAGAAAUAGAAGAUCACAUACCUCUAUUGAGAAUGCAUGACCACUUGCGGGACUUAGGGAGACAAAUGGCAAAUGAGCUCAGCGAGCCUCGUCGCUUGUGGCGUCCUCGGGAUCUUAAAAAAUUGGAAUCAAUGAAGUUUGAAAACAUUGUUGCUCAAACCAAAGGAAGGUGUUUCCAUUCAUAUUUUGAUAAGUCACUCAAUUCUCAAGUUAAAUUCUUUCUAGGGGAAUCCGCUGAUAGUGUAGAAAUGUCAUCAUGUUUGUUAUUGCUUCAUAUUUGGUAUACAUAUCUAUAUUCCGGACCAAAUUCUUCCAAUUUAAAUCAUCUAAGGCAUCUGCAAGACGGAAAUUUGAGCGUACAGCCAGGAAUUCCUUCAUGGAUUCCGCUUCAAAACAUGCAGUGCCUGAGAAUCAGCAAUGGAUAUUUCAAAAGAUUGUGGCAGCAUGAUGCAGAGGCUCCUUCCGAAUUGAAGAAACUGGAGAUUUAUGGAACUUUCAGGAUCCCUCCCUACAUUGUGAAGACAUGUAGAAGACUUUCAGGAUCCCUCCCUACGACUUCUGUGAAAGAGACUUCGUCUUUUACGGUUCCAUUUAACGGUGGCACAAAGUCUGUCACGGUUAAGGCCUCAUUGAGUUUGCUUGAAGAUUUAGUAAUUAGAGAACAAGAAAACAUAAGAAGAUUUGUAAUUGACGGAAAUUAUUGUCCUAGCCUUCAAUCCCUGGAAAUUUCUUCCCUGAGGAAUCUUAUUGAAUUACAAUUUAGAAGAGUUGAAAAAUUGAAAUGUCUUAAUGUUAGCAAGUGUGAAUUUCUCAGAAUUUUGUCAGUGACAUCUGAUUUUACAGAGCUUGAAGAAUUGAACAUUGCUGAAUGUUCUAUGCUUGAGGAGCCAAAUCUUGGUCAUCUGAGCUGCAUGAAAACGAUCAGAAUUGAAAAUUGCAAUAUGAUUAGUGUGCCAGGAAUGUUUAAUUUUAAGAUGCUAGUUGAAUUGAAUAUUAGUAGAUGUCCAAAGCUUCAUGAGCUAUGUCUUGCACAUCUGCAUUGCCUGGAAAAUCUUAUUGUUAAGGACUGUGAUAAUUUGAAAAGUGUGACGGGACUAUCUUAUCUUCUAAAGCUUGUAGAAGUUAGUAUUUCUUGGUGUGGAAUGCUGCAGCUUGAUUUGUGUCUAGCGGGUUUUAACAGUCUCAAGAGGAUAAAAGCUGAUAGGUCUGUGAAGCUGAAAUGUUUUGAUCUGAAGGAUUGUAAAAAUCUGGAAACAGUAUCAGGAAUAUCAUUCGAAAUGAUUCGAGUGGUGAACAAUUGUGGCUGUCCAGAGCUUAAGAGUUUUCCAGUUAUUCGUGGUCGAAGGUGCUUAGAGAUGAUUAUAAUUGAUGGAUGUGGGAAGCUCAAUUACCUCACUUUGACUGAUUGUGGUAUUCUGAAAGGAGUUUCUGGUAACUUUGAUCUUGAUGGAUUAUCCAUAUCGGAUUGUUUGAUGCUUAAAGAGCUGCCAUCUUUUGGGCAGCUAAUUGACCUUGAGGAAAUUCGCAUUCUCCAGUGCGGGAGCCUGCAAAACAUGACUUUACCAAUUACUCUGAAGCGCCUUGAGUUAAAUUCUUGCCGAGAACUUAAAACAAUGGUAGGAAUUUGUGGUCUAAGAACACUUGCAGAGAUAAAUAUAAAAGGGUGCCCCAAACUUCGGCUUGAAUUGAACCUUUGUAGCUUGAACUCCCUGAAGAGGAUUACCAUUGUUGAAUGUUUGAGUGUGUACAACAUAACAUUGCCAACUACACUCAUCGAAAUCACACUGCAGCGGUGCAUGAAACUACAAUUUAAAGCAGGAAUAAGCCAUCUGACAAAGCUUAGAGAGCUGCAUGUUAGCGAGUGUCCAGUGAUUGAGGAGAUGCCAGUUGUGUGUGGUCUAAGUUGCCUGGAAAGGAUUACAAUUGAUGGAUGGGGCAAGUUCAGUUUUCUUCACGUGACUGAUUGUGUGAUUUUGAAAUCAAUCAGGGGUAACCUUGAUAUGGGCCAUCUGGCACAGUUGUGGAUAUCGGAUUGUCCGGAGCUUGAAGAGCUGCCUUGUUUUGCACGUUUAACUUGCUUGGUGGAGAUUCGCAUAUUCAGAUGUAGGAAGCUACAGCAAGUUACUUUGCCAAGAACACUGAAGAAUCUUCAGUUAGUUGCUUGUAAAGAACUGAAAAGUGUUUCAGAAAUAUCCCAUCUCAAGAAUCUGGUAGAACUGAUUAUUUCUCAAUGUGGGCAGCUCGAGCUUGAGUUGCGUCUUGAGGCUAUCGACUCUCUCCAUACAAUAACAUUUGAUGGUUGUGGGAAGAUCAUGUCUUUUCAGUUGAACAAAUGUCAAAAUAUCAAGAGAGUGUCGAGUAACUUUGAAGUGGAACGGAUUUCGAUUUGUGGUUGUCACGAGCUUGAGGAGUUGUCCAUACGUAAUUGUCGGGAACUGAACUGGGUGAAGGAGAUUAAUAUUGAGUCAUGUGAUAAGCUGCAAAACAUAACACUGCCAGCAAGGCUCACCAAUCUAAUUGUGCAACGUUGCAGACAUUUGCAAAGGAUUGCAGGAAUGGAUGAUCUUUCAAAGCUGACAGAGCUGGAAAUCACUGAGUGUCCGGAGAUUGAGUUGCCAUUUCUUGCCGAAUUGAGCCGCCUGGAGAGAAUCACCAUUAACUAUUCCGAGAAGUUGCAUUAG
Molecule: messenger RNA, 3063 nt
Organism: Cryptomeria japonica (Japanese cedar)
Lineage: Eukaryota; Viridiplantae; Streptophyta; Pinopsida; Cupressales; Cupressaceae
Product: disease resistance protein Roq1-like
Exons: 3
Coding region: 1-3063 (1020 amino acids)
Source: RefSeq, a predicted model, not a curated record